Molecule: messenger RNA, 1425 nt
Organism: Oppia nitens
Lineage: Eukaryota; Metazoa; Arthropoda; Arachnida; Sarcoptiformes; Oppiidae
Product: thymus-specific serine protease-like
Exons: 4
Coding region: 625-1425 (266 amino acids)
Biological process (GO): proteolysis
Molecular function (GO): dipeptidyl-peptidase activity; serine-type exopeptidase activity
Source: RefSeq, a predicted model, not a curated record
GCUUUAUUAACUUUAUCAAUACUAUACGGCACAUGUAUACCAAUAUUUGGAUCGGUAUACAAAUACGGUAUAUUUCGGUCACCCGUUCCCGACAAUCAUAUUCAUACAUCACCGGACAAUUGGUAUGACAAUCAACGAGUGGAUCACUUUAAUACUAGCGAUACCCGUACUUACAAACAGCGAUAUUUUAUUAAUGAUAAAUAUUACAAAACGGGUGGACCAGUAUUUCUAUUGGUUGACGGAGAAAGUGAGGCCAGCGAUUAUUUUAUAACAACGGGUGCCGUCUCAGAGUAUGCCAAACAGUUUAACGCAUUGCUAGUAGAUCUGGAGCACCGAUACUAUGGUCAUUCGGUACCGACUGAGGAUCUAUCGGUUGAUAAUUUAAGAUACCUGACCGUCGGACAGGCCCUGAAAGAUACCGAACAGUUUAUCGGCUAUUUGAACAAAAAGCUUGCACUGAAUAACAAUACUAAAUGGAUAGCAUUUGGCGGUUCAUAUCCGGGAAAUUUGGUUGCUUUUCUGCGGGAAAAAUACCCGCACGCAGUGGCCGGUUCGGUGGCCAGUAGUGCACCGGUUGAGGCACGCUAUAAUAAUAGGGAAUAUUUUGGCGCAGUUGGCAGAGCCAUGGGUGCCGAGUGCUCAAAACAAGUCAGAGAAGCUAUCAAUCAAUUGGAGUUACAGAUAAAAACACCGAAAAGUUGGCCGACCAUCGACCGAGAGCUGAAUCUGUGUGGACCGUUCAACGGCACCGAUAGGCAAUCGGUAGGCCAAUUGAUUUGGUCGUUGGCCAUACCGUUUGCAACGGCUGCCCAAUACAAUGGACGCGGAAAUACUAUUGGCGUCGAACAGGUAUGCGCUCUGAUGACCACCGGUCAGGAUGUAUGGACACCAUUGCAACGCUAUGCCAAAGUUAUCGGACAGUUCAACAAAGGCGGUUGCCUUACGUAUGAUUACAAUGAAUUGAUUACGGAAAUCAAAAAGUCGUCAAAGACAGCACCGGGAGUUGUUGUCGGGGCCCGACAAUGGAUUUACCAGACAUGCAGUGAGUUUGCCUACUUUAGGCCCACUGACCAUCCGGACAGUCCGUUCGGACACAGCCUAAACAUUGAUUAUUAUACUACUCAAUGCGUGGAUAUUUUUGGCAAACAGUUUACCCGGGAGUCCAUACAGAAAUCGGUCGACCGGUUUAACGCCAAUUAUGGCGGUUCUAAACCCAACCUCACGAAUGUUGUCUUUCCUAACGGCGCUGUCGAUCCGUGGCAUGAGUUGAGUGUAUUGAAAGAUCUGAACAACAGUUCGCGGGCUAUACUAAUGAAAACUACGGCUCAUGGAGCCGAUAUGGACGGGACUAGAUUUACCGAUCCACGGGAGCUAACCGAUGCCCGACUGGCCAUUGAACAGCAAAUCAAAUUGUUUUUACAAUAA